AUGGAAACUGUCUAUGCGAUUCAUAAUUAUUGCGCUCAAAAUGAUGAUGAACUCACGUUUAAGGUUGGUGAUCCAAUUUUAGUAUUGGAAAAGGACGAAAUGUACUGGGAUGGAUGGUGGCAGGGACAAGAUAUCCUUGGACAAGUCGCCGAAUUAAUGAAAAAUAACGGCAGUGAAUUAACUACUAUUCCUGAGGCCAAGAUGUCAAAGCCAUCCGCAAAUGAAACGAUUGCCGACAUACAAAAUAAAUUACAUCAGCUUGUGGCAAAGAAGCAUCAAUCAAAUGAAAAAAUCAUUUCUGAACCAAAAUCAGAUGCCUCCGUUUGUAAAACUAAUUCUGUUCCAAACUUAGCGAUACGACAAACGUCUUCAAUUACUCAACCACAAAAACCGUCACAAAGACAAUCAAAAGGAUCAUUAAAAAAUGGACGUUCCAGUGUAUCUUCUACAGGAUCUAAUCAUAGUGAAUAUUUAUCUUCGCCUUCUAGGCAUAAUACUGGUAAUAUGAAAACUUUAGAUUAUUCUUCGAAAACGAAUAACCCUCAAGGUAAUCCACUGGCUUGGAACAUGGAACAAGUAUGUCAAUGGUUGAAAGAAAAAGGAUUUGAUUCUGUAAUAGAACAUUUCGUUGCAAAUGAUAUCACUGGUGAUAUCCUCCUCGGUUUGGAUUUGGAUUCUCUCAAAGAAUUAAACAUUAUGUCGUAUGGUAAAAGGGUUCACAUAAUGAAUGCUAUUAAUGCCCUUAAAGAAUCAUCUAUCCUGAAUAAAGAUCAAGGCAAUUCGGAUUCAUUACAGCUACGUCCAAUUAUGGAAUCAACAUCGAUUAGACAAACAAAUUCAGUUAAUAUACCAAAUUCAGUUAAAAUAUCAGAUAAAGUUGAUGCAAGACCCGAGAGUUCAUUUGUAAAAAGUAAUGAACAUACCAGUUGGCCACUACGGAUAAAUACUAACGAAAAAAUCCAGACAUUUACAGGAAAAACUCAUAAAAAAAAAAUAAAAAAUGAAACAAAUCAAACCAUCUUUUCAUUUAAUACUAAACCUGCAAAAAAAGGAAAGUCACAAUCAAUAUCAUCAGAAGGAUGGGAGUUUUUGGUGGAGGAUGACUAUGAAAAAAAACAUAAGAAUAAAUCUAAAUCUCUUUCUAAAAAGCUAUCGAUAGAACAUUUGGAUAGAAAUAGUUUGGUCGGAAGUCAAUUAGGGUUGCCGAAAUAUUCUAUAAAGAAUGGAGAUAACCAUGAUCAGCCAAAUCGAUUACAUGUCGUUGAUGAAAGUAUCGGUGAGGACGAAGAAGCAAUAAAAAAUAAUAUUGGGACAUCGGAUUAUGAAGGAUGGCUUAUGAAACAGGAUGAUAGAAGUAAAUCAUGGAAAAAUAGGUUUUGUGUUUUAAAAGGGCAAACUUUGUAUUAUUUUCAGAAUGAUAAGGGUAGUAUCAAUAUCACAGGUUAUCGCGUCGUUCCUGACGAGAACAUAUUACAGGGAAAAUAUGGAUUCAAAUUAGUUCAUGAUAUUGAACGCCCUUACUACUUUGCACACGAAAACUUGGUAAAAAUGAGGGAAUGGAUGAAAGCUAUUAUGAAAGCCACGAUAUCAAGGGAUCCAAAAUCACCAGUGUUUUCAUCGUGUGAUUUAAGUACCAUGUCAUUAGCCGAGGCUCGAAAACUUGUAUCAGCAAAUAAGAAGAGUUUGCAAUCAUCAAAUGGUUCUGAUUCACCAACAUUAGAACGAUCAUUGUCACCAACUCUUUAUUCAAAUUCCAAUAGUUUUAAUAGACCGAAUCCACAACAUUCAUCUCCGAGAUGUAGGUCUGUUUCACCGUUACCUGAAAUGUCUGGACAACCAACAACGAUGCCACUUUCGAAAUCCAAAUCAUCAACUUUUAAAAAACUUUUAAAAAGUACUAGUUUUGAUAGUAUCAAGAUUUAA
Dentiscutata erythropus is the source of this 1923-nucleotide messenger RNA. Lineage: Eukaryota; Fungi; Glomeromycota; Glomeromycetes; Diversisporales; Gigasporaceae. The record is from the annotation of a GenBank genome assembly.